ACGUCACUCAGUUUAGUUCCCGGUUGGUGAUAUAUUGAUACACUACAGACAACUCUUAGGUAGCUACUAGAGUGUUCGAGAAUGAGCCAGGAGCAGCCGAGGAGGCCGUCUGGCCAGCAGGCGGCCGGCGGCGGCGGCGAGCAGGGCGCCGUCCGCUACGGCGACGUCUUUCCGGCGGUGAGCGGCGGCCUCGCGGAGAAGCCCGUCGCGCCGCAAGACGCGGCCACGAUGCAGUCGGCGGAAAACCUCGUGUUCGGCCAGACGCUCAGGGGCGGGCCCGCCGCUGCCAUGCAGUCCGCGGCCACCACCAACGAGCGGAUGGGCGUCGUCGGGCACGACCAGGCCACGGACGCCACCGCCGUGCAGGGCGUCACCGUCGCCGAGACCCGCGUCCCCGGCGGACGCAUCGUCACCGAGUUCGUCGCCGGCCAGGCUGUUGGCCAGUACCUCGCGCGGGAUGAUGAUGCCACAGCUGGUGGCGGCGCCGGCGCCGGCGCCGGAGCGGGAGGUGCAGCGCGAGGAGGCAGCGCCGCUGCUGGCGUGGUCGAUAACACGAAGGUGACGAUCGGCGAGGCGCUGGAGGCGACGGCCCUCGCCGCGGGCGACGAGCCGGUGGAGCGCAGCGACGCGGCCGCCAUCCAGGCGGCGGAAGCAAGGGCCACCGGGCUGGACGCGAAUGUCCCCGGCGGCCUGGCCGCGCAGGCGCAGUCGGCCGCCGCGGCCAACGCGUGGGCGGCGCGCGACGAGGACAAGACAACGCUCGGCGAUGUCCUCGCGAACGCGACGGCGAAGCUGGUGGCGGACAAGCCGGUGGAGAGCGCCGACGCGCUGAGGGUGGCCGGCGCGGAGAACCGCAACAAGGGCGACGGGACGGCGAGGCCCGGGGGCGUGGCCGCGUCCAUGGCCGCGGCCGCGCGGCUCAACCGUGACGAGGCGGUCUGGGAUCAGUGAGGCGCGCGUCGUACUGCAGCCCUGAGGACGUGUCCAGGAAGACAAGCCCAGUCGAAUGGAGAGUCUCUUUUGUUCGCCCUGUGCUCAGCUCGCUCCACGCGCAGCUGAAAGUUUUUUUUUGUUUGUUUCUUGUAUCCCGUGUCGUGUGUGCGUCUCUCGAAAGGAGCUUGCCUGGACAUAAGCCUAGUCCUGGUGUCGUGCGAUGCAAGAUACGCGUCAAUGCAAGACCAAUGUAAUAUAA
This is a messenger RNA of Panicum hallii, 1192 nucleotides long. Its product is annotated as late embryogenesis abundant protein D-34-like. Lineage: Eukaryota; Viridiplantae; Streptophyta; Magnoliopsida; Poales; Poaceae. The record is from RefSeq and is a predicted model, not a curated record. The transcript is spliced from 3 exons. Bases 82 to 951 code for a protein of 289 amino acids.